Sinocyclocheilus anshuiensis is the source of this 2043-nucleotide messenger RNA. RefSeq names its product short transient receptor potential channel 4-associated protein-like. The record is from RefSeq and is a predicted model, not a curated record. Gene Ontology annotation, biological process: ubiquitin-dependent protein catabolic process. NCBI's taxonomy places the organism in Eukaryota, Metazoa, Chordata, Actinopteri, Cypriniformes, Cyprinidae. Gene Ontology annotation, cellular component: Cul4A-RING E3 ubiquitin ligase complex. Gene Ontology annotation, molecular function: phosphatase binding. The coding region runs from base 55 to 2043 and encodes 662 amino acids. The transcript is spliced from 18 exons.
UCCCCGCCUGGGUUCGUGGAAACCUCUCAACGUCACAGCGUCAGAGGAACAGCAAUGGCGACAAGGAGCUCUAGGUUUCCACGGUCCCAAGCAAGCAGAGGAAAUUCAUGCAAAAACAUUUUUAAUAAAAUCCGACAGGGCCAAAUCACUGGUGUUGGGUUGACUAGAGGGUCCCAGUUUCCUGUGGCUCUGCUGGAGGACAGAGAUAAAAGAGCUCAAUGGCAGGGGAUACCAGUGUUACUGAGGAGACUUCACGAGAGCAGCCAUCCGAACAGCGAUCUCUCCAAGAUUCACAGCAUUGUCAUGGAACUGUCAUCAUUGCUGUCUAUGGAGGCCAUGUCAUUUGUCACAGAGGAGCGCAAAACACCACAGGAGUCGGUUUCACCCAAUACAUAUACGUUUGACUUGUUCGGAGGAGUUGAUUUAUUUGUAGAGAUUCUGAUGCGGCCAACGCUCACAGUACAGGGAGACCUACCCAUAUUGAGUGAUGAUCUCAUCAAGGAUUGUCUAAGUGUCCUGUACAACUGCUGUAUAUGUACAGAGGGCGUUACAAAAAGCCUUGCAGCGAGGGAGGAUUUCGUCAUGUUCCUGUUCUCUCUCAUGUCGAAUAAAAAGGUUUUCCUACAAACUGCCACCCUUAUUGAGGACAUUCUGAGUGUUCGAAAGGAAAUUAUCCAGCUUGAAGAAAUUCCCAACUUGGCCAGUCUGGUCCAGAGCUUCAACCAGCAGCAGCUGGCCAACUUCUGUCGUAUCCUCUCGGUCACCAUAUCAGAGCCAGACGUGGGUGUAGAUGACAAACACACCCUCCUGGCCCGCAGUACCCAGCAAAAGACCAACACAUGCCCAUCGUGUGCUGAGAGCAACCAGGUGGCUCUGCUGAAUAUCCCAGGCUUUAUUGAGCGUCUUUGUAAGCUAGCCACACGGAAAGUUACAGAGGCGGCGGGUGCCUCUGCCCGACUGGAGCUGGAGGACUGGCACAGUUGGCUUGACAAUGCACUCGUACUAGACGCUCUCAUGCAGUUAGCAAUUGAGGAGGCAGAGCAGAACAGUACAGAGUCAUCUGAUGAGAGCUCACUGUCCUCUAGUCCACUCAGACACAGGCUGCCCCAAUCUAUGAAGAUCGUGCAUGAGAUUAUGUACAAAGUGGAGGUUCUCUAUGUGCUUUGUGUGCUGCUUAUGGGCCGACAGAAAAAUCAGGUUCACAGAAUGUUGGCAGAGUUCAAAUUAAUUCCAGGUCUCAAUAACCUGUUUGAUAAACUGAUCUGGAGAAGGCAGACUUCUGGUCAUGUCCUAUAUCGGCAGAACCAGAACUGUGACUGCAGUCCAGAGAUCUCUUUCAAGAUCCAGUUCCUCAGGCUGCUGCAGAGCUUUAGUGACCACCAUGAGAAUAAAUACCUUCUUCUAAGUGGACAGGAGCUGAAUGAACUGAGUGACAUCUACCUGAAUGCAAACAUCAUUGAAAUGGAGGCACUGAAUAACACAGACAGAAACCUUGUCUGUGAUGGUAAAAAAGGUCUUCUUACACGGUUAAUCUCGGUCAUGAGGAAAGAGCCAAUUGAUUCUUCAUUCAGGUUUUGGCAGGCAAGAGCAGUGGAGAGUUUUCUGAGAGGAACGCCAUCAUAUGCCGAUCAAGUUUUCCUUCUCAGAAGAGGCUUGUUAGAGCAUAUUCUAUAUUGCAUCAUCGACAGUGGCUGCAAGUCACAUGACGUCCUUCAGAGCUACUUUGACCUACUUGGUGAGCUUAUGAAGUUCAACAUCGAUGCCUUCAAAAGAUUAAACAAAUAUGUCAACACUGAGGAGAAGUUUCAGAUGUUCCUGACUCAGAUCAACAGCUCUCUGGUAGACUCUAACAUGCUGGUGCGAUGUAUCGUCCUGUCUCUAGACCGCUUUGAGAGCCAGACUAAAGAUAUGAAAGUGGUUGAAGUGUUUUCAGUGUGUCGCCUCUUGUCCUACAUGGCUCACGUGGAAAACAGGUUGUCCUUCCUUUUUAGACUGACCAGCAUCAUCAAUGUCCAAACCCUCACUCAGCUGUAUAAUGACUAA